Molecule: messenger RNA, 1598 nt
Organism: Meloidogyne enterolobii
Lineage: Eukaryota; Metazoa; Nematoda; Chromadorea; Rhabditida; Meloidogynidae
Source: the annotation of a GenBank genome assembly
AUGUUGCAAAAUCCCCAACAAGAUAUUGACGCUCCUGCCAAUCCUGGUAUCAAUCAACAGCAACCACAAUUACCACCAGCUCCACAGCAGCAACCUACAAAUCCACAACAGCAACAACCUCCAUUUCCUCAACACCAACAACAGCACCAUUUUCCUGCACCAGACUGUACUAUUUGGAUGGGUGAUCUAAGCCCUGAUUGGGAUGCUAGUUAUAUCCGUGAAGCUUUUGCACAGUACGGGAAGGAUAUUGUUAAUGUGAAGAUGGUGACUACUGACCAAGGAGCCAGGAAAGCUACUUACUGCUUUGUUGAGUUUUCCAAUGAAGAUUCUGCUCGUGAUGCAUUGUUGGAUGUUAAUGGGAAACCGUUUCCAAAUGACCCGUCUGGAAGAGCACGUUUUAAUCUUGCAUUUGCCAAUUCUCCACAUCAAAUGUCUGUUGAGUACAACCUGUUUGUUAACAAUUUGUCUCCAGAUGUUGAUGAUGUUUCUCUUUUUAGGUUAUUUGGCGAACGCUAUCGUUCCUGUCGGGGUGCUAAAGUCUAUCGAAAUGAGGAAGGGUAUUCCAAAGAACAAGGAUUCGUUCGAUUCACAUCAGAGACUGAUCAACAAAAAGCUUUGGUUGAAAUGAACAAACAAAGCUUUUUUGGUCGUGAAUUGUUUCUGAAAUUGGCCCGGCCAAAAACUCGAGGGACUGGGCGUUAUGCGCCGCGAGGUGUGCAUGGAUCAGCGUCGUUAAUGGGUGCACCUCCUGCCUAUCCGGCGCCUGGAUUUUUUGUUCCAAAUGCAGCUAUUCCAAUGAUUGCCAACACUCCUUUUGGUGUCGGAAUUAUGCCUGCAGGAGCUCCACUUUCUAUGGCAACACCUUAUGGAACUCAAUUAGCGCCAAACCAUGGAAUGGCAGGUUUUGGUGGAAUGCCUGCUGGACAACAAUUUGCUGGACAGCCUAUCUUUGUUGGGAAUACUUUUCAACAGAAUCCGUUCAUUCAACAACAGUUUCAUCAACAUAAUCUUUUUAAUCCUGGUGCUGUUAUGCCUCAAAUAGGAAUGCCUGCUGGUUCUAUUCAAUAUCCCAAUCAACAGCAACACAAUAUUGCUCAUGUUCAACCUCAAUUAAUUAUGCCUAUUAAGCCAGAAAUUCAACAAUAUUAUGAGGAUGUUGAGCCUUUAUCUGCUGAAGAGCACAAUGCUCUUUUAAUAAAUUCGAGUGCUGAAUUGGCAACUUCAAUUGAAGCUAGUCGUUGGGGCUCUGUUGCCUUUACUCCUGAUUUGCGUUUAAAAGAGCUUCAAAAUGUUUUGCAUUGAAUUUUUGUGUGUUUGGAAAAAGGAUAUGUUAUUUAUUUUUUGUUUUUUAUUAAAAAAAUUUCAAAGCAAUGCUUUUUGAAAAAAAUAUUAAAUUAAAAGGCAUUGCAAUGGGGAAGACGGAGGGAAGAAGAGUUAACGGAGCAGGCUAAUCCCGUCUUGAAUCCAAGGGAGGUGGCUGGAGGGCAUGCCAACCCUUCACCAAUCCAUUUUAUCUCAAGGCUAUGAUUUUCUUUUUUAUCAGAAAAAUAUUUUACCCUGAGCGGGUUCGAACCCAUGACCCCAAAAUAAUUUAAAAU